UGUGACAGCAACAGCACAGAGGCAAUGUCCACUUGCCAGCUGACCUGAGAGUUAUUUCCACCCUACAAUGGACAUUUUCAUUUGAUACAAUCUUUUAAAAUCUGACAAAUAUGGAAGUCUGUCUUUGGAUUAUAUUUUUUAUGCUAUUUCCAGACUUAAAUAUGGGAUUGUUGUCUGACUACAAGAUCUGUGGGGAUCCAGAAUGUGAAAGUCCAAUGAGCAGAGUUCAGGCUGUAAAGAGCCAUGAAGGAAAGGAUUGCAGAUUCCUGAAUUUCAGACGAGGAGACAUAAUUUUUGUGUACCACAAACUGACGGGGAAACGAGAAGACCUCUGGGCAGGCAGUAUUGACAAACAAUUUGGCUACUUCCCAAAGGAUGCAGUACGAGAGGAGGAAGUAUUUGCAACAAUGAGGAAAGUGCUAGAGACCCAGGAAUCUGAUUUCUUCUGUAUGGAUGAGUCUGGAUAUCCUCUUGACACGACUCAUCUGGACACUGAUGAGGAUGAUCUUAACUUUCAAGACCAUGAACCCGAAUCCAGCCAGAUCAGCCCACACUCUCAUGACACAAAUGCUCAAGGUACUGUGGCGUCCACUGAAUCUACGGUAAAAGAAAGGGAAGAUGAAGGUGGAAACAAAGAGCUCAUCGAUGCAGCUGAACUUCUCGAAGACGAACUCAAGACUUCAGCAAUUCCAGAGCAACAAGGUGGGUCUCCCUCCUCCUCCUGGCUGCGUUCGUCUGUGACAGGAUGGUUAGGUUUUGCUAAAGAGGAGCAGUCAGGGGAUUCAGAACAAGAAGCAAGGGAAGAUGAGAAGGAGGAGACUAAAUCAGAAGCGUCACUCACAUCUUCUGUGACGGGCUGGCUGGGCUUUGGAGGAGAAGACAAACCUAACAGAGAUGAAGAUAGCAUGAAAGGUAGGGAAGAUACCUUUACCUCAACGAUGACUGGGUGGCUUGGCUUCGGUGAGGAGAAAAAAACUGUCGCUUUAGAUAACAAAGAAAAUGAAGAAACAGGUGAUGAGAAAGAGCCCACAGAGACGUUUAGGAGUAGGAGGAUGUCUCUGGACCUGGAAGGCAGCAAAUUACAGGAAGAGGAGAAGGAAGACAUGGGGACAAUGGGUUGGCUGGGCAGUGGGUUGGCAAGCAGGCUGGGGUUUGGCUCAAGUGGUCAGGAUUCAGAAGGAGAAGGUGUGGAAGUGCAGGAAGAGAAGCCAUCUAGUUCCUGGAUGGAGAUGGGAAUUGGGAGCAUUUGGGGCUUCGGGGGUAGUAACACUGGAGCUGAUGGAAGUAAAGAAAGUGGUAUUAGGGAGACAGACAGGGAUCAAAUGUUAGAACAACCAUCUGGAUUUGAAAACGUGGAUAUCAGCCAAUCAGAAGCUUCAUUUACUGAAGAAAUAAAGGCUGAAACUGUUCCUUACACACUACCGGUCGGUGCUGAACGUGGUGAUGCUGCAGAAGAUAAUAUUGAGCAUUCAAACACAGAGGAUGUAAAUAAUUUAGAUAUUGAUGCAGGGAUUUUCAACAAAGAUGAUUCAAUUCAUAACUCUUCCCAAGUAGACGAUGAAAAUAUCGGUGAACAUAAAAGGAGAGAUGAACAAAUCAGUCAAAAUGAUGGGUUUACUGAGCAACCUGAAAUCAGUUCAGGUCCUGACCACAGCUUAGAGGAAUUACAUUCAAACUCCAUGGAGCAACUUGAAGGUAGCAUGGAGGAAAGUGAAAACCAUGACGUUCAAAUCGAGGCUCCAGGAAGUUUGGAGGAGGAAGGCGCGGAAGUAACAAACCAAGUUCAUACAAUUGAAGGAUCCACUCUAAUGUCAGAAAACAGUCCAGUUAACAGGGAUAAUCAUAUAGAAGAGCAUUUUAAUGAGGUGACAGGACCAUCUCAACAGGAAAUACUAGGAGUUCAGUCUGAAUUGCUUGAGGAGACUCAAGUCAGUGGUGAUCAGGAGGAAAGCAGUGGUCAGAGUCAGCUUGGCUCUUCCUCUCUUCAGGGGGAGGUAGGACUGCAGCAAGAAACACAAACUAUGGAAGUCACCUCUAACAAUGAUGGACCGUUACUUUCUGGAAAUACUGAAAGUCUGCAUGACAGUGUCUCAGAGGAGGGUUUGAAUGAAACCAAACCAAACAUUUACACGACUAAAGAGUCUCCACAGAUUGCAAGAGACGGUGAUGUUGACCGAUUCAAAGAAACUGUAAAAGACCAGAAUGAAGAAACAGAGGAAGAGACAUCAGAUUCUGAGAACGAAGUUUUCAAUGGAAAUCAAAUGAAAUCAACAAUAGUUUCUGAAAGAGAAACCGAAGAGGGGUUAAAAGAAGAGGAAAAGGUAGAAAUUCAUAAACAGGAAGAGGUAGAGGUGCAAGAACAGAUCGAGGAAGUAAAACAAGAGGAACAGAAAAUGAAAUUGGAGGGCUUAAAUAAACAGGAAACAGAGAAGGAAGAAGAGAUAGGAGAUAUUUCUGAGAAGGACAUGGAGUUAAGAGAGGAAAGGCAGGAGGGGAUAGAGGAGCUAGAGAAACUGGUAAAGGAGUUACCAGAGCAUGGACAUCAGAUCAGAGAGGAAGAGUUAAAGGAAUCUGAGGAGCAAAAUGAAAAAGAGGAGAAGGCAGACUUUUCUUGGGAGCACUCAAGUCAGGAGGGGAUGGAGUUAGCAGAAGAAAGGGAAAAAGAGAUGGAGGAGGCAGAGGAGGGAGAGAAAAGCAUAGAGGAGCUACCAGAGCCUGGACAUCAGAUCAGAGUGGAAGAGUUAAGAGAAUUGGAGGAAGAAAAUGAAAGAGAAGAGAAGGUAGAUGUUUUUCUGGAGAGCUCAAAUCAAGAGGGGAUGGAGUUAGCAGAAGAAAGGCAGAAAGAGAUGGAGGAGUUAACAGAGGGAGAGAAAUGGACAACAGUGUUAGUAGAGCAUGGGGAAAUCCAGGUGGAAAGGUUAAAUGAAUCAGUGGAGCCAAAUGACACAGAGCAGGAGGAGGAGAUGUCAGACGUUUCUGAGGAGAGCUCAAGUCAGGAGGAGAUGGAGUUAACAGAAGAAAGGGAGACGGAGGCAAAGAAGCUAAAUGAGGAAGACAAACAGGUAGAGGAGUUACUAGAGCAUGGACACCAGAUCAGAGUGGAACAGUUAAAGGAAUUGGAGAAGCAAAAUGAAAAUAAGAUAGCAGAUGACUCUGGGGAAAUGAAGAUGGAGUUAAAAAAAGAUGAGCAGGAGGUAGAGGAGCUAAAAAACCAGCAAAUAGGGAAUGUGUCACUUGGGGAUGAGCAGGGCACACUGAAAAGGUUAGAGGAAUCUGAGGAGCAAAAUAAACAUGCAAACGAGGAAGUUGAAAACCAGGUUUGGGAGGGACAGUUAGAACACAAGCAGACUGACAUGCUGGAUAAUUCCAGCUUGGCUUCUUUGGUCUCUGAAACGAACACACAGACUGAAAUCCAAAAGGACGAGGAGCAGGAGGAGAAGGAAGUGGAGAAACAGAACAAAGAAGAGCUUGAGGAAGAAAAUGAGCACCCUACGAAGGAAGUGGAGGAUGAUAAUGUUGACGUAGGUGGGUUUGAGGAUGGAGAACGGACCAGAACGACGGUAAAUGAUGAUGACGACUGGAAGGAAGACAGACAAGACAAUGAUUUUGAAGAAGAAACCAGGAAAACCUAUGCUACAAAAACAGAAAAUGAACUUUACAAAGACAGAGAAGAAAUGCAUGACUCUGCUGAAAGUCAAGUUCAGACAGCUGAGCAAACUGAGUCCACAGAUCCACCUCAGGGAGCAGACAGUGAAAGUAGAGGAGCUUUUGGUCUUAUUAAAAACACUUUAGGAUUUUUCUCCCAAACACCCACCCCUGAGAUGUCCGAGUCCACCCAGUCUGUUCAUAAUGUCAACACAAAUGAAGCUGAGCCAUCACAGACUCACCCCUCCAUCACUCCAGAACUAGUGUCCCCCACAGAUUCAUUUCAUGCUGAAGUAACACACGCAGCAUUUCCCACAGAGCACCCGCAGGCCGAUCCUCCUUCUGCUGAAAAGCUCCCCCGCACCGCUCAUUUGGUCACCAAAGAACCAUCCAAAACAAAACUCCUCAGCAAACAUUACAAAAAUCUCCUCCGCCACUUGAACGCGGACGAGGCAGUUAUCUUAGAGGACCUCUUCGGCCGAUACAAACUGCAAUUUUUAGAUUACGUUUUGACAAGUUCAGAGGCCGCAACUGCAGAGGACGAUCAGUCAAUACUGUUGGAUAUAGAAAGACUUCUGCAACACAACAUGGAGACUCUUGUGGCUCCCAGCAUGAGCAUCACCGAUGCACUGCAGGAGGACAAACAAAGGACCAGUGCAAUUAUUGCACUGCAGAAGCUGGAAACGUUAUUGAAAACAGUGAAGGAGACUGUCAGCACAGGAAUAUCAGAUGUCAGUAAUCAUCAAGUUGAGCACAGUUCAAGCCAAGAAAAGGAAGAUAACUCCCAAUCUGCUUCUUUACAUAAAGAUGAUGAUGAUGGCAAAUAUAAAGACUGGAAUUAUGAGGAGGAGGAAAGAAGAGUUGAAGGAAGUAAAGAUAAUAUUGAAUCCCUCCAUCUCACUCAGCCAGGAUCAAAACAGAAAGGGGUAAUCAAGCAAACUCUGGAGUUGAUUCAACGGGUAGCUGAGGACUCCAUAAGUUGUGCUCAAGCAGUGAUGGAAAUCCUUGUUUGGAUUCAUGUGCAGGCCGUGUCACUACUGCCUGACGACAUGAGGCCAGGGCCAGACCUGUACGGUGUACCAUGGGAACCGGUAAUCUUCACUGGCCUGGUGGGACUGGUGACAUUCCUGUUGUUCACCAGUAGAUGUUACAGAUCUAUAAAGAGCAGACUGUAUCAAAAAAAGGAAGAGAGGCUGGCUGGACAACUUGCACAGCUGCUGGAUGAAAAGUGUAAAGUCCUCGAGACUCUCAGUCAGUGUCAAAAAGAGUAUGAUGACCUGGAGAAUUUACUCGGGGACGGCGGCGUUCUGGCUCAGACUCAAAAAUCCGAAGAUUUGGAGGGCCAAGCCGAACAGUUGGAACAGUCUAAAAAGCAGCUGGGGACAGAUCUUGGACAUCUGAAGGAGCAGCUGUCCCAGCAACAAGAACAUAGAAAGGAGCAAGAAAGGAGGAUAACUCUACUUGAGGAAAGCAUGAAAGCAUGCGAAGAAGAAACCAAAGAGCUCCAUUCAAAAGAGGAGCAGGCACAAACAACUCUGAAGGUUUACAGCAUGAACAGCGAGAGACUACAGAGAAACUUGGAAACGGCAGAAGAGGAGAACACUGUUCUGCAGGAGAGCAACAAUCAGUUGAAGCAGGAGGUGGAGGGAUGGGCGGAGAGAGUAAGCGAGCUGGAGGAGGAGAUGCGGAGGUGCGAGGUCGCCCACAGCGCGAUGUUGCAGGAUGUGGCCGUCAAGGACGAUCGCAUAACGUCCUUGACGGAUCGGCUGCUCCGAAUGAAAUGCUGGGAGUCGGAUCUAGAGGGAGAGGGAGGAGAAAAGGAGGCAACCAAUGGGACGCCGGGAGAAGACGACAACGCGCACCUGCAGAAAGUCCAGAAACUCAUCUUUGCUGCUAAGCUGAACGCAGACCUCAAAUCAGUGGAUGAAGAUAAAGACAGAGUGUUUGCGAAGCUGAAUGAUGAGAUCAAAGCAAAAGAAGACCUGCAGGUGAGCAUUGAGGAGAUGGAGAAGGAGAAGUUGUCCCUGCUGUCUGACGCCGAGAAUUAUACGGGCCAGAUCGAGCGGAUACAACAGAAACUGCAAAUCAUGACAGAAAUGUACCAGGAGAACGAGCUCAAGCUGCACAGAAUGCUGACUGUGGAGGAGAAGGAGCGUCACCAGAAGGAGGAGAAGUUGAAUAAAGCUGAUAAAAACAUUGCGAUGGCGAUGGAAGAACUGAAUAACUACAGAAAACGAGCAGAGGAGAUGGAAGAGGAGCUGGAGAAAACAAAACAGUCGUAUCAGACUCAAAUCUCUGCCCAUGAGAAGAAAGCUCAUAAUAACUGGUUGGCAGCGCGGUCAGCAGAGAGAGAGCUGGGAGACUUCCGAAGAGAGAACGCCCUCCUCAGACAAAAACUCACAGAUACUCAGUUUAAACUGGAUUCCCUCGAUAAAGACCCGUACGCCUUGAACAACCUGGCUAGACCGCUGCCUUUCCGAGCUGAAAGGUCGCCUUAUGGUCCUUCUCCUCUGGGCCGGCCCUCGUCUGAAACUAGACCUUUCCUCUCUCCUCCAAUAUUAAUGGAUGGGCUGCAUGGUAGGCUGUCUCCCAGAGUAUCUCGUGGUCCAGGGGAGCCCCCAAGUGGCCAAGCAGAGAUGGAGCGCAGUGGAGGUCCUCAUUCAGACAGCGGUUCAAACUCUCCCAUAUGGGAGAGAGAUCGCAGGGGUCCCCCGCCAGGACCUCCUGGGCCUCUGGUACCCCCAGGCUACAUGUUUCCAGAACCAGGAGGUCCCAUGUUCAGGAGGCCUCCUCCUCCUCCAGGGGCUUUGGGGCCUUUGCCUCCUUCUGGGCCCCUCCCACCUGGCCCUAUGCCACCUAGAGGUCUCCCCAUGGGACCGCCUCACCCUCUGGACAUGGCAGACGGCUCGUUCAGAGAAAACCGCCUUGGACCCGGCGAACAGGACCACAGAGAGUCUGGUCCUGGUAGUCGGAGGACUCCUCCUGGACUGGAUCUGAGGAUGGGUGGCCCUCCUCCAUCUGGACCCCCAGGGAUUCCUAUAGACGGCCCCUUUCCUCGUAGAGCCCCGUAUGGACCCCCUCCCCCUCCUGAUUUCUACCAUCCCAGGAUACCAGGGGGUCCUCCCAUGAGGCCCAUGUGGCCUCCCCAUCCACAAGGAAUGAUGCUUCCUCCUCGUUUUUCUCCUGGCGGACCUCUUCCUCCUGCUCCUAAUCCCAACGCCCCCUACGGCCCUCCCAUGACGCUACAUCCAACCGAUGACCUUCCUCCUCCUCCUCGUCAGCAGUCCCUGCCUUCGCCACCUCAAAACCAGUCACCAGAGAACAUCUAACGCCAUCUAACCCUGUCGGUUUCCAUGAGGAUCCAUUUCAGCUUCAGUAGCAGAUGGAAGAAAAGUGGAGUUCCCUUCUUUCUGCCCCAGCUAUUUAUUGGCCAGGAGGGAUAUUUACUGAAAGGUGUUGGUAGAGCAGAAACAUCAAUGUCCAUCAGGCUGAUUUGUUUCUGUAAGAGUCUCAGUUCUGUUUCUCCUACAUGUAAAACCUUUUCUUCUCCAUCCCGUCAUCCAACCACUUCAUUUUAAAAUCAACAGCUUUGUUGAUUUGUGGGGUGAAGCUGUCAUAUUGGCAAGACACAUUGUUACCUGGAUCUUAUGUUGAAAAUGCACAGACUGACAUUCGUCUACAAUUCAGGUCAAUGACGGAAAAAUAAAUGGACACAACUUAUUUUGACAGAAACACACUUUUUACGCCUGACAUGGUCACUUUUUCCCCCACACUAGUUUUUAAAAUGCACUUUUGUUUUGGCAUUUCUUACCAUUAACAUGAUUUUCUUUAAAACAGCCACGUCAGCAUACUUGAUCUUCCUCCUUAGAGGUCAAACGAGUAUGUUUUCUUAAAAUUCGCAAAAAAAUUCUGAGUUCCCUUUGAAAUUCAAUAGACUUUGCAUUCAUCUUCUGUCUUAGUUUCAAACCAGCAGAGCAGGUGUGCAGCGGUGCUUCUGAUGCCGUUACGGUGACUUACAAAUGAAAACUGACUCCAAUCAAGUUAAAUGGUCUGACUGGAAGAGAGGCUCCCAAAUGUCAGCUUUGUGAAUUUUGUAAAAAGUGAUUUGAUAGACAAAUAAAGACUUAAAACUUUCUCUGUCACUUAUGUAAUUAUGUAAAGCUUUUGUGCUCAUCUGCAGCAUAUUUCAAUGUAGUUCUUUUCAAAUUUUGUGUAGAUGAAAUGUUUAUUUAAAAACCUUACAUUUUAUAUUCAGGGCUUUUAAGUAUGUUAAUAUAUUUGAUAAUUUAAAACCCUUUGCAUAAUUCAAACCCAGUUUAGGAAAGGUUUGUACGCUGUAAAUGGAUAGACAAAUAUUUCAAUGAAAGAUGUCCGGUGUCUUCACAAAAUUUGUGCGCAUUUGAAACGAGUGCAGGACCUUAGAAAUUAGAAUAUAAUUCAAAAACGUAUUCAUUUUAGUAUUUCUCUAAUUGUGAAACUUAAGCAAAGUCAUUUCCAGAAUUUUUCAGUUAAUGUUUAUUGCUUAUAGCCAAGAAAAACCCAAAAUUCUGUUUAGCGUUUUAAAAUAUGUUAAUACAACUGCAGUCUCAUUUAAUAAAGGUGAAAACUGCCUGAACCUCCAAAGAUAAAACGCAGGAAAUCAGAGUCCAUUCUUAAGCUGCAUUCAAACUUAAGGAUGGAAAGUUGAGUGGAAGGAAAAUACAUUCAGAAGCACUAACAAAAAGGAAAUUAAGUAUAAACAGUCAAAGCAAUGCAUUUUCCUUAGUAUGUUAAUGAGAAAAAUGUACUUGACAUUCUAAUUGAUUGGAAACACCUGAUUUUUUGGGGGGAAAAAUGCUUUAAGAAAAUUACCUUUUAAAGAAAGGCAGUGUUAUGGCAAAUUCAUGCCAAACCAAUACGCAAAGGCUGAUGACCUGAAUUAUAUCAGACGUAAAUGUUUGAAAUAUUUCAGCCUGUCUGAGUUCUGCAGGAGCCUGCCAACGACCGGUUAAAAGCAGUGUGAUUUAAAGCUCUCCCUCUCAGCAAUUCCUGCCUCCUGUUUAAUAUUCUGUAAGCACAUUGGGAGCUCUAAUGUGGAAAACGUUAAUAUUUAAUUCAUAUGGGUGACGUAAUGACCUAUGAAAAUCCAAGGCUUGGCACUCUUGGUGUGGUAGGCCUGAGCUGAUCCGUCGAUGUGUUUUACUGCAAUCCUGAGUUUUCAGAUGCGGAAUAAACUUACAAAAACUUUUAUUUGUAAAACCCAUCAACAAAAGGGACACAACUGCACCUGAAAUGAACCAAUCUGCUAAAAAUACAAAAAAAAACAACAAAAAAAAAAAACACUGUCCUUGCUGAUCAGAUGGAAACUUGAAAGAUGUCAAAAAAAAAGGAAAGUUUCUAAUCAUGAAAAUAUUGGUAAAAACAAAAAGAGGUAGGAGGCAACAUUCUGCACUGCAAUAUGCUCUGCAGCACGUUAAAAAAAAAAAACCUGUUUUAAUUAUAAUUAUUCCUUGUAAACUAAAAGCUUUUUGAAGAGAAUCAUAUAACAUGGGUCAUAUGAUCAAGAUAAAAAA
Molecule: messenger RNA, 9197 nt
Organism: Poecilia latipinna (sailfin molly)
Lineage: Eukaryota; Metazoa; Chordata; Actinopteri; Cyprinodontiformes; Poeciliidae
Gene: mia2
Product: MIA SH3 domain ER export factor 2
Exons: 28
Coding region: 111-6974 (2287 amino acids)
Biological process (GO): endoplasmic reticulum to Golgi vesicle-mediated transport; vesicle cargo loading; protein secretion
Cellular component (GO): endoplasmic reticulum exit site; endoplasmic reticulum membrane
Molecular function (GO): protein binding
Source: RefSeq, a predicted model, not a curated record